Molecule: messenger RNA, 1939 nt
Organism: Drosophila elegans
Lineage: Eukaryota; Metazoa; Arthropoda; Insecta; Diptera; Drosophilidae
Exons: 4
Coding region: 247-1581 (444 amino acids)
Source: RefSeq, a predicted model, not a curated record
UGCAGUGGCAAUAAAUUAAAUGUUUACGUGUAAUCCAAGCCUGAAUUGAUUUGGUUUAUAAACAAACACGGAGAGUGCGAAUUGUUUGGGCUUGCAUUUGAUAACUUCCCCCACUGGCUUUUAUUUUACUUCCAUUCAGAGAGCUGCGGGAGACAGCCGAAAAAGGUUGCACAAUUUUUAAUUUGGAAAGUUUCAAUUGACAGAUAUACUUUAUAAAUUAAUAGUUUCUUUAUUAAAAAACCUAAAAUGUCCGAGAAUACCAAUAAGGUCGAAUUAACACCUGAUGAACUGGAUGCCCAGGAGGCAGCGGCGGCCACUGAAGCCAACAUAUCCAGUCAACUGGCCAAGCAAAUCUGGUCUGUAAGGCCCAAUGAUGUUGGCCUGGGAAUUGUGGAACCGCCCGAGCCACCUGUGCCCAACUAUGACACUCCAUCUGGCUUGGGAUCUUCGAGUAAGACAUCGUCCAGCGAUAAUGCCUCAAUUUACAUAGGCGAAGUGGAACGGGCUCUUUAUGGUGAUUCAUCUGGGUAUCCGGAAAAUGGCAGUCACAAUCACUUCAAGGCUGCCGAGAAUUAUUCAUUGUAUGGCGAGAACUUUCUGGACUUUCCCAAGGAUGCGGAUUCCUGUUUUUCGGGCUUGGGACCGAUGGUCAAUCAUUCCUCGCAUCCUGCGCCAGGAUUCGAACGAUCCGCCAGAUUGGCGGCUCUAUAUGACAGAGGACAAGCUCAGGGAUCCAACUUUCCGGGGGGCGGCUAUCAGCAACAACAAAGACAGCCACAUCAGCAGCAGCAACAACAACAUCGGCCACCUGGCCACGAUAAUAACAACAACAACAACAACAACAUUAGCAAUUUGCCUAAGAAUUUCAAUGAGAUUCCGUUUCCACAAUUUUAUCAUCAGAUGCAACAUCAACAACCGCCACACCCACAUUUGAAUCCACCACACCACCAGCAUUAUUUCAACAUGCCACAAAAGCAACAGCAGCAGCCAGGAGCUCCAUUUUCACAGCAGCAGCAGCAGCAACAUCUGCAGCAGCAGCAACAUCUACAGCAGCAGCAACAGCAGCAACAGCAGCAGCAACACCUGCAGCAGCAACAUUCGCAGCAGCAACUUCCACAUCCGCAGCAGCAACAUCAGCAAACAAUUCCAGGAGCAACUCUAAAUGGAGGAGACUUUACAGGAUUGGGUCAUUGCAAUCCCAAUGAUCUCUCUAUAUCGCAGCUCUAUCAGCAACUGGUGGCUUGUAGCUUGCGCUCCAAUCAGCAGCACCACCAGCAACAUGCACAGCAGCAACAACAGGCAACCCAACAGCAACAGCAAACGCCAUCCAGUGCUGCCGCCACUGCUGCCAUUAUUUUCGCCAGUCUUGAACGUCAGCAACAGGUGCAGCUGCGCCAAUUGCAACUGCAACAAUUGCAGCAGCAGCAACAGCAGCAGCAGCAACAGCAGCAACAGCAGCAACAGCAGCAGCAGCAACAGUCGCGUUUGCCACGUGGCAUUUUCGGUGGCAACAAUGGACAGUCAAACGGAGGAACAACUCCACCAACAGGCAAGGAACCUCCGGCAGGAAAUCACAUAUAAGACUGUAAAUUCAAGGGAGUCCCAAAAAGGUCAGACUCCAUAUUCAUCAAGUCAAACGGAAUUUAAAAUCAAAUUUUAAAUCUAUCAAAUUUACUUUUUAACAAAAUUAUUUCAAGUCAGACUUCAUAUUCUCCACAAAAGGAAUAUUUAAUCGACUUUUAAAUCCAACAAAUCAUUUUAAAACAAUUAUUUCAUUAAUUUAUUUCUGGCUCUCUUUGGACUUGCUAGCUUUUAAACUACUUCUUUUAUUAACUAUUUUUUAUGAGCAAAAUUCAACCUUCGAUUAACAAAACAAAAUGUCAGACUUUUAUAAACAAUCUUAACCAAUUGUAUACAAAUAAAAUAAUUAAAUUAUUAA